AUGAAGUGGGCGCUUCAGGCUUCGUAUAUUAGUAUUAAGGCUUGGAGCCAGGACUGUGACCAAUGCAGAUGCUGUCGAACUUCAUGUAGCCUUGACAACACAGGAAAAGACGUCUGUGUUGCCGGCUGCAUCGAAAGGUAUUGGGGAGACACGUGUCAACAUCGAUGCGGGGAGAAUUGUGUCACGUGUGACCAGCAACUCGGCUGUGUCACGUGCAAGGAUGGUUUCUAUGGUGACAACUGUGAGCGUAAAUGUGACAACCAGAGUUGCAGAUGCUCUGCUGAAUCCAGCUGUAUUUCCUGUAGAGUGGGUUUCUUCAGUUUUGGCACGAGUUGUACCUCGUGUCUGCAGCAAUGUGCAACGUGUACCGAUCUGAAUUAUUGUCUUAGUUGUGGCCCGGGAAAGUUCGGGGAUCUUUGUCAGUACACUUGUAACAACGAAAAUUGUCACUGUAAAGCGUUCGGUGGCUGUGACAGAUGCAGAAAUGGUUACUACUCUCCCAGGUACAACUGCGUGUACCAGUGUAGACGAAACUGUGCGACGUGUACAUCGUUUUCAUCUUGUCAAUCCUGUAUAGAUGGUAGAUAUGGGGACUUCUGUCAGAACACGUGUUCAAAACAUUGCCUGAACAAUAGAUGUGACAAGGACAGUGGCAUGUGCCGAUGCGAUCCACACUUCACGGGAAACGACUGCGAUAAUUGUGCCCCUGGUAGAUAUGGCGAAAAUUGUGAGCACGCCUGCUCCAGUGGAUGUACAGAUGUAUGCGAUCCAGCCACAGGGUCUUGUAGCUGCUCAGCUCUCUUUAAAGGACCAAGGUGCGACGUUUGUGUGGAUGGGAAAUAUGGGGACUUAUGUUCUGAUGACUGCCCAGUCCAGUGCAGUAGAUGUUUAAAUGCUACGGACUGUUCAUCAUGCAACCCCGGGUUUAACGAUGAGACCAUGAUAUGCCAAUGCAGGUCUGACUUAUGUUCGAAUGCUGAGUGCACGUCAUGUAUGAUGAGUAUAUAUUACCCUAAAGACGGUAACUGCUGUCCUUGCAGCGAUAUUUGCGAUAACAUGGAAUGCCUUUCGGAGACUGAAUGUAAGAACGGAUGUGUGGAAGGAUAUUUUGGCGACGGGUGUGUUGAAAAAUGUGAUGGUAUUGACGUUAAUUGUCUGGCAUGCUCUCUGUCUUCAAGCUGGCCUUCUAGUCCAAAGUGUGACAGAUGUCUCACCGGCUUCUAUCUUUCAGGAGACAUAGAGUGUGCCGACAUUGACGGACGGUGCUUGCAUGGGUGCGUGGAUGGAUUUACAGGGAGGAUGUGUAAUCAGGCUUUACUAGAAGGAAAUUCCGCUUUUGGCAUGCUCCCAGCAACCGCCUUUUGGGGAAUUAUUGUUGCCGCAAUUGUGCUCCUUGUCAUCAUUGUUGUAAUCGUCAUCUGUGUUGUGCGAAGGAAAAGAAAAUCUACAAACAAUAAAAGUGUACUUGUUGUAACAAAAGUCUCCUUACCUAUUCAAUGCGCUUCUUUUUACUUUUUAUACAGGAGAAAACAUUCCUUGAAAACGGAAGAAAAGACGAAAAACGGAAACGGAUAUGCCAAUCCGGAGUUCCUUCCAGACGGGGGUUUCCUUGUACAUGCGCACUCGCUUGAUGACGUCACAGACAGUUGCCACCCAAUACAAAACAGUGAUGCUGAGGAAGAAAGUGACGGUAUCUACGAAAACCAGUCCACUCUGAAAGUGAGAGACAAACCAGUGGCAAGACCCCGCCCAAGCCCCAGCCCAAGGUCCGAGUGCAGAGAUAACAAGAUAACGGUGCAAGCUCUACCGGGACAUGUUGCCUCCAAAAAUAUGGACAACUAUAAGGAUGACUUUAAGAAAAUCCCCACGGGUCUACUAAAGCCAUACAGCGCCUCACAACUAGUGGCCAAUGUCAACAGAAAUAGAUACAGGGGAAUCUACCCAUAUGAUGACAGCAGAGUGAAAGUGGAAGGCUACUUCCCCGACUACAUAAAUGCUAGUUUCAUUCACGGAUUCAAAAGGCAAAACGAAUAUAUCGCUACACUUGGUCCUACCAGUGCACAGCUUGGAGACUAUGGCAUCUUCUGGAGCAUGGUCUGGCAAAAUAACGUUGAGAAAAUCGUCAUGUUGGCAAACAUAAUUGAGCUUGGGUCGUUUUCGAUGCAGUGCGAACAGUACUGGCCAGACACGGGAACCACGGAGGUAUACGGGGACGUCGAGGUCAAAGGGGAAAUUGAGGAGGUGUAUGCAGAGUUCACCAGGAGGGUGUUCCGAUUGUCUAAGGACAGUGCAGUUAGAGAGAUACACCACUUACAAUACACAGUGUGGCCGGACAAGGGGAUUCCUGAGGACGUCACCUCCAUGGUUGAGUUCCGCCACAGGGUUAUCACUACGCCCUCCAAACACCUCGCUCCUACCAUUGUUCAUUGCAGUGCUGGUGUUGGACGAACAGGCACGUACAUUGCGCUGGACAUUCUGGCCCAGCAGGGAGAGGUAGAUGGCGCCGUGGAUAUUCCAGGCUGUGUGAUGGACCUGAGACAGAACAGACCCAAGAUGGUCCAAACUGUGGAACAGUAUGAAUUUCUUCACAGGGCCCUCUUAUUUGCGUUAACAAUGAAACCGGAUCAAAUAAAACAAGAUGACAUCUCUAUAUGCUUGCAAGAGCUUGACAAGGAAACACUAAUGGACCAUUUUCAGCAACUGGAGAACCACGCCCAAACUCAGUUAAAAUCCCACGUGUUGCAUAUCGAGGACAUACAGGACGCCACAAAGCCGUGCAGUUUCCAUACUACAACGACGGAUGACCAUCGCCCAAAGCUUUAUGGAGAAGCUGGAACGACUGAAUACCAUGAUGCCAUGUACAUCGAUGUAAUAUUUUACAGUUUAGCUUUGGUUAAAAUUGUUUUAUUCAAGUACUAA
Mya arenaria is the source of this 2919-nucleotide messenger RNA. RefSeq lists its product as uncharacterized. The record is from RefSeq and is a predicted model, not a curated record. Gene Ontology annotation, biological process: protein dephosphorylation. Gene Ontology annotation, molecular function: protein tyrosine phosphatase activity. Bases 1 to 2919 code for a protein of 972 amino acids. Lineage: Eukaryota; Metazoa; Mollusca; Bivalvia; Myida; Myidae. The transcript is spliced from 18 exons.